ACCCAAUCAACCACCCUCAAAUUCACAGUUUCAGACAUCUCAACCAAACAGAGAAAACAAAGCCUUAGAGAACGACACUUGUCAGCAAAGUGGCUCAUCUCCCCCAAUAGCAGCCGCCACUGCCACGUCACAUUCAGAUCUAGGCCCAGCUUCAAAACGGCACGUGCAGCGCAUGGGGACUCAAACGACACCCAAACAACACGGGAAGCAUCAAAACGCAAACAGACAGUAUAGUCCUGUGGUUGGCGCUUGGACGGUUAUUGUGACACUGGUAAUAUUGUUAUUGUGGGGUCGUUUAUGUGCCAUAGUUUGCACCUCUACGUGGUUGUAUUUUGUACACCGUUUUAGAUUGGUGCAGGAAAACGACGUCGUCGUAGAGAGUUCAAAGGAGCUAGAUUUGGAUUCAAAUUUGUACAAAAAGAAAGUGGUUUUGGAAGGUCUUCUUGAGAGAAAUCACUCUUGUGUGCUGUAAUAGUUAAUAGUCAUAGACUCAUUGUCUAUGUAUUUGGAUGUGGGGCAUUGCUGUCGUUGUUUAAUGGCGUUGGUGUAAGAAUAUGCCGAAUUCUAUUUAUUAAUUUGAAUGUUUUAUGUAUAUAUAUUUUUACAGCGUUGUUACUCUAUUAUUUUGUCCAGGUCCAUUCAAGUAGGUUCAACAUCAACAAAAUUUAUCAUUAAAAGAACGUGAUUACACGUGUUACUUA
This is a messenger RNA of Arachis duranensis, 701 nucleotides long. RefSeq lists its product as uncharacterized. NCBI's taxonomy places the organism in Eukaryota, Viridiplantae, Streptophyta, Magnoliopsida, Fabales, Fabaceae. The record is from RefSeq and is a predicted model, not a curated record.